CUGACCUGGAGGCGAGUGACAUGGCCUGGAUAUUGCUCACUGUAUGUGUGGGGUCCGUUUUAUUUGUGAAUGCAAUAACUAAAAAGGGCGUUACACUGACCUUUUCCGACCAUUACCAGUGCAAUGACACAUUCGCACUGAGCAACGUCAGCUGGUGGUAUGACUGGGGGCUCAACGACAGUGGGCACCAUGCACAUGGAUGCCCUGGUUCCCCGAGGGGCGAGUUCAUUCCCAUGGUGUGGGGGUACAAUGGUCAGACCAUCUCCAUUCCUCGUCAUUCUAAAUAUGUCCUUAGCUUCAAUGAACCCAACCACAAAGACCAAUCACUGAUGACUCCUGAAUUCGCCGCAGAUAACUGGCCAAAGGUUGAAGCUGCAGCACAAGACAGACAUCUCUUGAGCCCCGCCCCCGCCAGAUGUGCCGUAGUUGGGGGUCUAUGUACAUACACGACAUUUGAUUGGCUGGACAAAUUCUUCGCAGCUUGCAAGGGAUGCCUUGAGAUUAUAUAGCCUUGCACAGCUACACCUGUGAUGUGGACAGCGAUAUGGGCUUUCUGGAGAGCGCCUACAACCGCUACAACAGAAAGGUUUGGUUGACGGAGUUUGCCUGCCCUGGAAAACCGACUUUUGGGCAGGUAAAGGAGUAUAUGGAGGCUAUUAUACCCCGUCUGGAAAAGGCAGACUUUGUAGGGGGAUAUUCCUGGUUCAUAGCGCGGCUGACAAAGAGUGGCUACAUCGACCCGAUCUGCAGUCUAUUGGAGGCGAAUUCGUCUACCCUUACACCGUUAGGGAGACUAUACAAUUCACUGCAAUAACGACUAAAAAUGACAAAAAGUAACUGCUGUUCCAGAAUAAUUCAUGAAGGGAAGCCUAUUUCACAGUCUGGAGGGCGGGUUGUUAAAAAUAAUAAUCUAAUCCCGCAGUUUUGAACAUGAUGGUUUGUGCGACCCAAUAUAUAGUUUUCCUCUGACUUGCUUCUCGAGAAACUAAACACAUAACUGUGUGUUUGUCUCAAACAAAAAUCUCAGCUCCCUGUUAAACCUAAUUCGGCUUAUAUGCAUAAGAAUAAUUUUAU
Molecule: messenger RNA, 1074 nt
Organism: Haliotis rufescens (red abalone)
Lineage: Eukaryota; Metazoa; Mollusca; Gastropoda; Lepetellida; Haliotidae
Exons: 2
Coding region: 21-509 (162 amino acids)
Source: RefSeq, a predicted model, not a curated record